AUGGAAGGUGGAGAACUAUUUAAUCGUAUUGAAAAACAAAACAGUCAACUGUUUACAGAACGUGAUGCUGCUAAAUAUAUUUGGAUGAUUGCUCAAGCUGUUUAUCAUUUACAUGCAAUGGAUAUAGCCUGUGACAUUUGGUCCAUGGGUGUUAUUAUGUACAUUCUUCUAUGUGGUUAUCCACCUUUCUUUCCAAAAACUGGAGAAUACUCAAGUUCUGGUAUGAUAAACAGAAUCAAGACAGGUAAUUAUCAAUUUCCAGAUGUCGAAUGGCAAAAUAUUUCACAAGAAGCAAAAUUAACUAUUCAACGAAUGCUCACAGUGAUUCCAGCAAAUCGUAUUACAAUCGAUGAAAUUCUUACAUGUUCAUGGCUUACUGAAUUGACUUCAGAAAGAUCAAUUGAUAUGAGUUUACUUCAAGACACUGAUAUUCAAGAACAAAUAAAAGAUGCAGUUGCAUAUGCUACUGAUGAGCAACGACAAAUCGAUGAUGAUUUUCACUUUGAAUUAUCUGGAGUAGAAUCAUCAUGGAUUGCUAAACGAGCAGCUAAAAGAAAACAACAAAUAAGUCUCACCAAUGAAACUCUUUAUACAAUGAGAAACGAAAUUGAACAUGAUCAUGACGAAAAUUCAGCCAUUGCACCAACAGAAUCAAAUAUUCAAUCAGAUCUAUUCGACAUAUAUUAG
Molecule: messenger RNA, 687 nt
Organism: Rotaria sp. Silwood1
Lineage: Eukaryota; Metazoa; Rotifera; Eurotatoria; Philodinida; Philodinidae
Source: the annotation of a GenBank genome assembly